Molecule: messenger RNA, 4270 nt
Organism: Xylaria bambusicola
Lineage: Eukaryota; Fungi; Ascomycota; Sordariomycetes; Xylariales; Xylariaceae
Exons: 3
Coding region: 245-3778 (1177 amino acids)
Biological process (GO): sister chromatid cohesion
Cellular component (GO): cohesin complex; chromatin; nucleus
Molecular function (GO): chromatin binding
Source: RefSeq, a predicted model, not a curated record
UCUGUUUGGAUUUCUCCCCACUAUGUACAUACGCAGUCUACAGCACUCAGAUUCAGCGAACACACGCGCCUAGCUCCCAUCCUCACCACCACACCACACCACACCAUUCCGCAUCGCAGCCACCACCACGCUCGCUCUUCUAACCUUCUCCCCCCUCCCCCUCGUGGACUCUGGCAUCGCCUCUUUGGCAGGAUGUUCCUGUCGCCUUCACUGUAAACCCAAGUUACGGUCCCGAUUGCCUCUCAUGGAGACCUCUGAUAAUAACGCGAGCGAGUCGCCCGCGCCGCGCCGCUCUGGACGCGCUAGAGUCGCUCCUCAGAAAUUCAGCCCAGACCCGCGUCCGUCGCAGAGUGAACAUGCUUCCUCAUCGAAGCGCAAGCGUGGCCAAGACAAUGGCGACGAUGUCGAGAACGAGAACGAGGAAUCAGAAGGUUCAGACCAGGAUGCGCUGACGGAUGAGGAGCGCGACGAGGACAACGAUAUUGACGAUGUUGACGCCGAUGAUGAACCGCCCCGGCGAUCCAAAAAGUCGAGGUCUGGUCAGACUUCACGUUCCAAAAAGCCAGCAGCAAAACGUACUAAGAUCAAUGGUACUGCACCAACUACCACUCAUGGUCCUCUGAGUGUUCCUGCCGUGAAGCUGCCAAACCGGCCGAAGAAGACUACGAGCAAAGUUGCUCCGGCAAGCCUCGCACGACGCGAUAAUAACGAUCUUUACUCUGAAGUAUUCGGGUCUGGCAACAAUUCUGAUGAUGUAGCCGGACAUUGGUUCCAGCGCUACCAGAACGAUGACACGAAAGCCAUGACCGAACUAAUCAAUUGCGUCCUUCUCGCCGCUGGGUGCGAACAGCAGCUUACUGAAGACGACAUAGGGGACCCCGAAAACUCUGCAAAUAGGUUGACGGAGCUUGAAGAAGCGUAUGAACAGACUAGUAUCUCUGACUACCCGCUUAUUUCGAGAACGAAAAGCAGCAAAAAUUUCCGUGAGCUGCUUGUUGGGUUUUUUGACUCUCUUAUCACUUUAGUUCACCAGACCGAUGUCAUAUACAAAGACGAGGAAUUUUUAGAGAACAUACAGCGAUGGGUUGGAAUCAUGUCGUCUUCGGCGCUUCGACCUUUCAGGCAUACGGCGACAACAGUGGCUUUAUCCAUGCUCACGUCGUUGAUCAACGUGAUGAAACAACUCGACGAAAGAAUCACGAGAUUCAACCAGUCCUUACAGACAGAGUCCAGCCGGCGUGGGAAGAACAAGGGACUAAUGGAUGAUACCCAAAGAGCAGUGGAAUCUUCCAAGGCAAACCGUGAACUUCUCGAUGCUAAAGUUAAGGACCUUUUUGAUAUUGUUUUCGUCCAUCGCUAUCGUGAUAUUGAUCCCAAGAUUAGGGCAGAAUGUAUUGAAGCUCUUGGGACGUGGGUCUGCAAUUUACCAACAGUGUAUAUGUCACCGGAAUACUUGCGGUACUUAGGAUGGCUGCUCUCCGAUGUCAAUGUCACAACCCGUCUGGAAGUUCUGAAGCAACUCGCGAAGGUACUGAAGAGAGAUGCCGAGAAGCUGGCCCACUUCAUUGAUAGAUUUCGACCGCGACUUGUCGAGAUGGCAACUCGGGAUUCUGAGGUCUCAGUGCGUGUUGCUGCCAUAGCUGUUGUCGAUGUUUUGCGGGGUUCUGGAAUGCUGGAACCGGAAGAGGUUGACUCGAUCAGCAAAUUAGUCUUCGACUCCGAAAUCCGUGUCCGUAAAGCAGUCGUUGGCUUCUUCUCUGAGUUGGUGCAAGAGUUUAUCGAUAACAAAAUUGACGAGAUUGGUGGGAACGAUUUACUGGAUGAACUUUUUGGAGAUCAAGAAGAUGACGAUUUUGAGUCGGUCAGAAAGGAUUGGAUCAACAUCAAGGCCUUGGCAGAGAAUUUGGCAGCUUAUGAUUCCCAGCUAGAUGCUGAGCAGGAUGAAAUAAGACAUGGAUUGGAUGUGGCCGCCGAUGUAGCGAAUGCGGCUAUGCCCGAAAGUCGAGUUUCUUUGGCGGCGCAGGCCCUGUACGAGAAAAUGCCAGAAAUUUCCAAUUGGCAGGUGGUAGCUGGUUAUCUCCUAUUCGACCAUACCACCAGUUCAAAAUCUCGAUCGUCGAAGAGUAAUUCAGCGGAGGUUGCUGUUAAGAAGACAGUAGCGCCGGAACCUCGGGAAGAAGCUAUAUUACUCGAAGUCCUUGCUACCGCAGUAAAGGAAAAUCUUGCGCCGUCAAUGGAGCACGAUAGAAACAAACGACGGCAUCAUAGGCUUGACCAUGAUGCCCAGGAAGACGCUGGACUACAGCUUGCUGGGUUUAUACCUCGUUUGUUGAAUAAGUAUGGCUCUGACCCAGCUAUGGCUGCUACCGUCCUUCGGUUAGAGCAUUUCCUGGAUUUAGAAGUCUUUCAGCAGCUUCGGCAGAACUCGGCCACGUAUAAUCAGCUACUCGAAGAGAUAGCUACCCAAUUUAACAGGCAUGUUGACCAAGCUCUUCUAAACGAAGCGGUCGCAUCUCUCCUGCAUGCCCGGCAGUAUUAUGAAUUAGAAGAACUGGUUGAUGGUAAGAUGGCAGGACUCUGGGAAGAUUUAAUCAAUUCACUGCGAAGCGUAGACAAGAUCUGCGAAUUGUCCCUCCGGGGUAACCUCGACAGGUUGACGCUCACAAGUUUAAGCCAGACUUUGAUGAAGAUUAGCAAGUUGGUUACCAUCUCAGACUGCAUCGAUGUGCUGGAAGCCCCUGGAACAUCCAUCGACUCAGAACAACCACCCAUCAAGAUCCUAGUUGGAAUUGUCGCCCGAGGUCGCCUUACAGAACCAGAUGAUGAACUAGAUGACCCCGAGGACGAAAUUGUGGCCUUUGCCAUCAAGUCCUGCCUUUUCUAUUUCAUGUGGAAAGUGCAGCGAUUACGGAAAAUCAUCGAUAACGACGAAGAUAUACCUAAUGAUGACAUAGACAAAUUUGUUGUCUUACGCAAAGACCUGAUUAAUAAUCUCAUCCAGACCUUCUCAUCGCGUGGAUUCAACGAUGAUCUCCGUUUGUAUGCCGUCGGGGUUGCCUGUGACAUCACUCAACUUUUCAUCUUUUUGAGGCCGCAUACAGACGGGCCUAAAGCAGGUAAAUAUAAGACGCUACGUCCCUUACUGGAUGAGAUGCCAGCAGGCCUGAUCACGCAGGAGAUUAUCCCAAUACUCGACGCUGCGGAGAGGGCUUAUGCAAAGCGCAUAAAGAAGACACUCAAUGACCCCGCGGACGACGACGAACCCCUUGAUGAUGAACUGCCGCCUGAAGACGAUGAAGAGGAAGAGUUGACGGAGCAGGAGCGUUUUGCCGCCGAGUUGAAAGCGGAGAAGAUUCUCUGCGAGCUAGCCGCAAAGCUGGUAAUGGCUAUUCUGGCCAAAACUAUCGACAACAACGGGCCAGACGCCGGUAAACUUAGGAGGCGACUGCAUCGGAAUAAAAAUAAGCUCGGGACAAAUUUCAAGGACGUGGUCUCGUACCUAGAUGAGGACUACCUACGCGAGUUGCAGGGCGGGAAAAGAAAGGCUACGGCUAGGAGCAGAGGAAAAGAAGCUCCAAAAAAGCCGGUCCUGAGUACAGAAAUCGUUGUCGACAAUGACGAAGACGAAGAUGACCCUUUCGAGGAGGUAGAGCCUGAGGAAGGCACGGCUGAAGAUCUCAGGCGUCGCGAGUUAUUAGAUGAUCCUAUCGAGGAUGAUGAAGAAGAGCCUCCCGCGACUAAUCAGGUAGAAGAGGACGAUGAAGUAAUCGGUGAUUAGCUGUGCCUUUGACGGCUACCGAUUUGUUUUUUUUUUCUUGCUAGAUGGCUGGGGAUGAUUGGGCGCUAGAGGUGCUCCUAUAUCUAGCAUUACCCGUACUUCCAGAGGAGGGUUGCACUAACAAAAUCAUGGAGAUGAUUAUGGAUCGGGGCGGCAUGUAUGAUUUAGGUGUCUUGUUACGAAAGCUUUCCUAAAAGAUUCUUAACAUGCGUAGUGCUUUCAUACAAUACCAAGUGUUUUUCUUCAUCAUCUCUAUUUCUUUCCUCCUAAUAAAGUAUUCCGUGAUGUUGUCUCUCUCUCGGAAGGUCUGGAAACUACUCAAGAGCAACAGGCUUCCAGGUUUUGUUUCUUGUGUAAUGUACGAACAAUCCAAUGCCACACCAAGGUUAGGUAGUUGUAACUCUUGAAUAAGUGAUUACUAUUUAUGAAUUAGGUAUUCGAUAUAAGUUUUAGCUUUCAUAGAACGCUAGGCGUUUGAGAUGUUGAUGGACA